AUGUCGGUCGCCGCCGACACCAGCGCCUCGCCGCUCACCGCAGAGUGCGCGCUCGCAAAGUCCGCCAAAGGCGCCGCGUGCGUGCAGCUCGUGGGUCAGGUGCUCGACAACCCCUCGCUGUACGUGUUUGGCGAGCUGCUCGACAUGCCAAACGUGCAGGCGCUCGCCGACGGCCCUCCCGCGCACGCCGCCGCGUACGAGCUCCUCAAGAUCUUCGCGUACGGCACGUGGAAGGACUACACGGCGCGCGCGGCGCAGCUCGGCCAGCUCUCCGCCGCGCAGGCGACCAAGCUGAAGAAGCUGUCAGUGGUGUCGCUUGCGGCGGCGUCAAAGUCGCUCCCAUACGACACCCUCCUCUCCGAGCUCGAGAUUGGCUCGGUGCGCGAGCUCGAGAACUUGCUGAUUGAGUGCGUCUACGGCGAGCUCCUCUCCGGAAAGCUCGACCAGCAGGCGAGGGUCUUCGAGGUUGCGCAGAUGGGCGAGCUCCUCUCGCGCUGGCACUCUGGCGCCCUCGACGCGCUCGGGUCGAUCCGCAGCAAGGCUCACGCCGCGUCGGCCACCGCCGCCGAGCUAAACACCCCCGUCGAGAACGAGGACAAGCAGCGCAAGUCCGGCCGGACCAAGGGCAAGCUCGCGAUGGGGUUUGGGCCCCGCAAGUGA
Messenger RNA from Emiliania huxleyi CCMP1516, 660 nucleotides. RefSeq lists its product as hypothetical. NCBI's taxonomy places the organism in Eukaryota, Haptophyta, Isochrysidales, Noelaerhabdaceae. The transcript has 6 exons. The coding region runs from base 1 to 660 and encodes 219 amino acids. Gene Ontology annotation, cellular component: COP9 signalosome. The record is from RefSeq and is a predicted model, not a curated record.